GCACGUUUUCCUAGGGUGGGCAUUACAGUGUUCUGUGGGCAUGAAGAAUAACGAGCCGAAUUACACGAGAACUUACACGAUUCGCUUCUGAUUCGAAACGUCACCAUGUCAACCAUGUCCUUUGAAUGGCUUACUCAAUACCUAACGUUAGAAAACGUUUGCUUGGGCGUCAAUCUUGUCACGCUCAGUGUAAUCUACAAGGCGUACCGGUCUAAAUUGACAAAUUUCGAGGCAGUACAGACGGCUCGUCAGUUGGACAUCGACAAUAACUUAGCGUCGAAGUUGCUCGAAGAGUAUCCCAAUGCCACUGCCGUGCACGCUCUCAUCAGAGGCCAAGUCAAGGCCAUUGGCGAAAAUAUCAAAAGCAGGCACGUGCGCGGCGCUAAGGCGGUCAUCCAGGAGUGUUGCCUCACAGAGCACAAGAUCCAAUGGAGCCCCGUGUCUCGCUUCUGGUCACAGACUCAGCGGGAAAUACAUCGCAUCAUCAACUACGUGCCGUUCGCCCUUGCCUCAAAACACAGCAAGGUGAUGGUCGAGGUACUAGACCCCCAGGAGUGUGAAAACAUUCCGGUGAACUGCGUCUACGAAAACUUUAUCCCAAAUCGUGAAGGCUUGAGCGGCGUUUUCUUUGGCUGGCUGCGUGGAGAACAGACCAAAGGUAUCGAAGAGCAAGAAUUUCUUCUCGAAGAAGGCACCACCCUGACUGCAUUUGGCACAUUGACAGUCACGGACGAUGGUUCCGUCAAGCUAAUGCCACCAACCGACGGUGUCUGCUACUACCUUACGCAGCUAAGCCAUCCGGCACUCGUGUCCAAGCUGCGCUCGGAACUCGGCAUACUGCGCGUGGUUAGCUUCGUGCUUGGCUGUACGGCUCUAGGUCUGUCAUGCUACUUGGUGUUCAAGUGGUGGAAAGCGAGGCAGGCAUUGGCUCAGCAUAGGAAGGACUUGAUGCGCCGCGAGGAGGCACGGAAGGAGAGACGGAAGCUCAACCGGGAAACGCCUUCGGAGGCCCCGUGUUGCGUCAUCUGCCGCACAAACCCCGUAGAAGUGAUGAUCCUGGAGUGCGGCCACGUGUGUCUGUGCACUGACUGCUCGGAGUUGGUUUCUGGAAGCUGUCCCAUGUGUCGCUCGCCCAUCAAGCGAAUUGUAGCAGCGUUUCUUCCUUGAUUGAGGGGCAGCGGUGGACAUGCUUUUCGAUAAAGUACAUUGUCGGUGGCGUGUCGGUUCUGCGUCUCAACUUAUAGGCCAUGAACAUUGACGAACGCUCAGAAUUGUUUUCCUGUGGUAAUUGAUAUGCAGUCUGUUAGUGCUCAGGAAAGUGCUGCUGGAAAAAAAAAAAACAUGAACAAAUUCAUAACUGCAAAAUCAUUGUUUUUUGGAUUUAAAGUAAUUUUAGAUGUUUGGUCAUGCACUUUGUUCUUGUUCUUGUUUAGACUGGUUGAUACAUUUGAGCUAUAUGUCGAGAUUGAUUGAGUGUACUCAAAUUUACUGGCAGGUUUGUUGCGUGCAAUAAGGGCUUCCUACUGCUCAGCAAUCAGAAAAAAAUAUUUCCUUUAUGUAGAUGUAUCCACAAAUAAAGUUUAUGUACAGUUCAAUCAACAA
This is a messenger RNA of Rhipicephalus sanguineus (brown dog tick), 1602 nucleotides long. Its product is annotated as mitochondrial ubiquitin ligase activator of NFKB 1. Bases 106 to 1167 code for a protein of 353 amino acids. Gene Ontology annotation, molecular function: ubiquitin-protein transferase activity. The record is from RefSeq and is a predicted model, not a curated record. Gene Ontology annotation, biological process: organelle organization; protein ubiquitination. The transcript is spliced from 3 exons. NCBI's taxonomy places the organism in Eukaryota, Metazoa, Arthropoda, Arachnida, Ixodida, Ixodidae.